AUGAAAAAAUCAUAAUUUCUCACACCAGGUCUUCUUAUCUAGAUAAUCAAAAUUAUCGACUAGUUCCAACUUCGAUAUUUAUAGAACAGGAUAACAUUAGCGUUGUAGUUAAAAGUUGAAUUUCUUGGGCUAUAUGUUUCAUACAUUGAAAAAUACCCGUUUUUAUAAACCUACUUAGGAGCAAAUAUCAGGAAUGAAAAAUAAGAAUUCAACGAAAUGCUUAAUAUAAUACAAGAUAGGUAAUACUAAUCAUUAGAUAAUUUUAAUCAAAUAGAAUCAUAAAAGAAUAUUUUGGAAUUACUAUAAUCAAAUAAUGCUAACCUCAAAAUUAAGUAAGAAUUGGCAUGGCAAUAUCUUUAAUUUACUCAUGAUCUAUUUAACCAAUAUAAAUGGAAUAUGUAUGAUGAAUUAAAUAAGCAUCUUGUAUAUAGUUAUUUGAUAAGUGAUAUAGAUUAUGUCACAAAGAAUGAACUUGAGUAUCCCUCCUUUUGGUUAAAAUUUGACACACUUAUGCUUCCUCCAGCACUAGUUAAUUAAAGCACAUAUUUUGAUUAAAUAUUAAAAGCUGAUAGGGAUUAAUAGAAAAAGCUUCUAUCAUCAUACAAUAAAAUUUCAAAUUAGCUAGUGAUAUAUUUAUUUGAAAUAAGAGAACUUUUAUCAUAAUUUGCAAAAUCCAAAUUGUAAAUUUAGAUCUUUCCUAGUUAAUUGAAUUUUAAUUGUAUUAGAUAAGAUAAUCAAAAACCAUAUUAUCUUAACACUCAGCAUUUUGAAAAGUUUGUAGAAUAGAACAGCAAACGUUAUAAAGAAACACGAUAAAACAUAAGUUAUUUUGAAAAUUAUUUGGAAAAAAACAAUAAAAUAUCUUUGAAUAUUUUUGAUUAUUAUCCUUAUGAUCAAAUAAGUUCAGGAUUGAUUUUAGUUCAAGAAAAAUAAAGAGAAUAAAAUACAAAAGAGUUCUAAGAAUAUUGGCAGAAUUUAUAUAAAUAAAAAUACCCUACAAAGGGAAAUAUUGAUAGUCUUUAGAUAAAACCUGCUUCUUUUAAAUACUUGCAUUCUUUAAAUUGUACUGUGAAUUCCAGUUUUGAAUAUUUAUAGCAUAUAAUAGAUCCGGAAUCGAUGAUUUGCAGGUAAUGUAAAGAGGAGGUUGAUGAUUAUGGAACUCUCUUUUAUGAUAUCACAUUCUAUAGGUUUUAUCAAUGCUUAAAAGGGGUAUUGUUAAGUCCCUAUUAUAUGGAUAUUCCAGGUGUUUACAUUUGUCCAAUAUCAUUGAGGUUUAUUGGAGCCAAAAACACUUUUGAGAUCGUAUCAGAAAUUUUGAAUUAAGAAGGAAAAGUUUUGCUUGAACUUUACAAAUUAAAGUUGAAAUUUGAGCUUGAGGAAUCUGUUCCUGCUAAAUUUGAGGACGACGAUUAAGAUUAUGAAAAAAUGAAUGAAAUAAGAGAAAGAAAUUAAGAAUAGAUUUUAAAUUACAGUAGUGAUGAGUAGCAAAUAAUAUGA
Messenger RNA from Paramecium tetraurelia, 1497 nucleotides. RefSeq lists its product as uncharacterized. The transcript has a single exon. The record is from RefSeq and is a predicted model, not a curated record. NCBI's taxonomy places the organism in Eukaryota, Ciliophora, Oligohymenophorea, Peniculida, Parameciidae.